Messenger RNA from Daldinia decipiens, 1601 nucleotides. Its product is annotated as kinase-like domain-containing protein. The transcript has 2 exons. Gene Ontology annotation, molecular function: ATP binding; protein serine/threonine kinase activity. Gene Ontology annotation, biological process: protein phosphorylation; meiotic recombination checkpoint signaling. Gene Ontology annotation, cellular component: nucleus; cytoplasm. Lineage: Eukaryota; Fungi; Ascomycota; Sordariomycetes; Xylariales; Hypoxylaceae. The record is from RefSeq and is a predicted model, not a curated record. The coding region runs from base 521 to 1375 and encodes 284 amino acids.
UUUUUCCUGGAUGCUACUAACAAGUCGAAACUGGCCUCUGGUACUAAAAUUCUUGGAUUUUCUUUAUACUUAUAUAGGUAUCCUACGACCACUGUCUACAGUGCGGCUGUUGCAAUAAAAUUAAUUGUCUUAAAAGGCAGUCACUGAUUUGUAUCCUGCUAACACAAGCAAAUACGAAACGUAUUUACCAAAGUCAAUAAAUGCAAUAACUAAGUCGACAUUCUAAAACAAUUGCAGCAAGUUACGUUUCUGUUUUCUUUGUUCUUAGAAAUAUGGUUCCGGAACUGACCAGGGCGAUGUUCUUGACGUAUCAAACAUUUUUACGCAAACAAAGAUUUGGCUGACUUAACUGAUAUCAUUUUUUCGUCGACAUAUAUCUAAGUCAUCUACGAGCAUUGUAUAGUAUCUUACACUUCAUACUUUUUAUCUGGAAAGGGGUUUACUUAGAACUCAGAAUAUUAUAUGAGGAUUUCCUUUGGAACUUUUUAUUAUAUCCCGAUUAGAAGAGCGACUUUACACCAUGGCGUACCUUGCUGAUACCGUAUUUGCUGACUGGCCAACAGCUCGAUAUGCCGGAUUGAAUGUAUUACACCAGUUCACACCUAGAGUUCACCUUGUACAGCUGGCUGACAACCCUGAAACUCGACUGGUUGUUAAAUACAUUACUAAUAAUAUGAUGAAGGGAAACAUAUGGAAAGAGAUGAAUAUUUUGAAGAGGCAGCAGCUUCAUCCUUCUAUACUUCCUAUCGAUCGUUUUAUACUACACAAUAACAAUUACAUCGUUGGGAUGGCAACUAAGUUCGUCCCCGGUGGCAAUCUUAAUCACAAUAAAAACCGAACUUUCAAGUUGAAGUGGCUCAAGCAGCUUACGGAAGCUCUGGAUUUUCUUCACUUCGAUCAAGGCAUUGUCCACGGCGACCUCCACAUGGAUAAUAUACUGAUCGACGAAGCCGCUGACAGACUUGUGCUGUGCGACUUCAGCAUGGCCAAAGAGGCUACGGAGCAAAACCUGAUGGAUGAAUUUUGGAGUGUUACGUGGACUAUCUACGAGCUGAUCACACUUGAUUUUAAAGCUGAGGAGGAGCAAGUCCAGAAUUCACAACACCAGUACGGCGUGUAUAGUUUGAAUACCGAAUCUAUAGAGAAGUUGCCUAGCUGGCCUGUAAGAGCAAAGCUAGAUUGUGAUGCAGAAGCAUUCCGAAAGUAUCUCAGGGAGUGGAUUAAGAUGCGUAAGGAAACUCUGCAAUCUGUUAAGGCAAGAAAACCAGAAACCAUGGCCAACUCUUCAGAGCAGGGGAGGUCUCAGUGGGAAGAGCCAACACAUGGAUGCCACGGGGUUCAGAGCAGGACGAUACGAAUAAAUUACCAGCAUUAGUGAUUACAUGUAGGCUUCAUAGCUUAUACGGUCGAUGAGAUAGAUUAUACCAACGAAAGGAUAUUAUAGUAAUUAAGGCCGUAUAGGAAGAAGAAAAAAAGCUGCUCCUUUUAAGUGGUAGGGAUAAAAGUAAUAAAGGGUGAGGAACAAUUACCAUGUGAUAUAUGUAGGUAUCCAUACCUACCUAGGUACGAAUCUCUUACCUAAUACAUAUAUGUGUUAUUUG